AUGGCAGCGGCCGAGCGCCGGCCCAGCGCGGCGCCAGCCUGCCGUCCCCGAGAGCGGCCGCCGCUCGGGGCGUCCUCCCGGGAGACCGGGACGCCGCUCCGCGCCUCCCACCCUUCCCCGCCGCCUGCGCCCUCUCCCGCGUCCGCCGUGUGCAGAACCGGCGCCUGUUACCUGCGCUUCGAUGGGGAGCAGGAGGAAGCGGGCGGGAUCGGCCCAACGGAAAGCGCCUCGAGGCGACGGAGGGAGGCGGCGGUCGAGCGGGAGGACGAGCGGCCAGUCAGUGGCGGCUGCGAGGAGGGGGCGCCACCGAGGACUCGCGGGAACUCGCUCGCUCGCUCGCCGGCACAGCUGCGCCGAAGCCGCAGACGGAGAAACUGCGCCCCGCAGCUCCGAGCAACCGACCUCCACGCGCGACCGGGAGAGUCUGCCGCCGCCGCCGCGACCGCUCGCGCCGCACCCCCUCGCACGUCACCACGUGCGCCGCCGCUGCCGCCAACGCCUCCCAGCCGCUUCCGGCUCGAAGCCCUCGGCAAAUCACAGGCGAGCGCCAGAAAAACCCAGCGCCAGGCCCCGCCCCGCCGGAGGCCCCGCCCACCGCCCGCCCCGCCCGUCUCCGCUGGCGCCAGGUCCUUCCCUCGCAGUUCUACUAGACAUUUCUGCUCAUGGAACUUCAGCCUGCAAAACCCAGGAAGCUUUCAUUGUGGGACCUGCCAGUCCACUUUGGGAAUGUGUGCAUGUGUAUACACAGUUCUUUGCUCUUUCCUGGAGCCAUCUGGAGUCCCAGCCCAGGGACAAUGAGGUCUUCAGUAUCUGCUGAUAGAUCAAGGCCAUGGAAUUCCAUUUAUAGUGUGUAUCAUAGGAAACUUCAGGGGAGUAGGAGCACAGCUGCCCUGAAAGAAGAAAAUAUUAUGGAUUUUGAAGUAGUUUUGAUAUAAUUCAUUUAUUUUUAUUUUGUUUUUCAGUGGCUUUUUUGUUAAGCCCAAUUACUAAAAUCAUGGGUCUAUGUAUCAAAAAUGCGUGCGGCUUAAACAUCUUCCUGAAGGAAGGUUCCAUCGACAAUGGGACCAUUCAGUUUUUGUUUUUAUGUCAAGUUCAGCACUGCAGACAAAUUCUGUUGAAGUGAAAAAUAUAAACAAAACU
Molecule: messenger RNA, 1140 nt
Organism: Microcebus murinus (gray mouse lemur)
Lineage: Eukaryota; Metazoa; Chordata; Mammalia; Primates; Cheirogaleidae
Source: RefSeq, a predicted model, not a curated record